Molecule: messenger RNA, 510 nt
Organism: Dentiscutata heterogama
Lineage: Eukaryota; Fungi; Glomeromycota; Glomeromycetes; Diversisporales; Gigasporaceae
Source: the annotation of a GenBank genome assembly
UUUGAUGAUGACCAACCUGAUCUCAACAACAUAUUGACAGUACUAAACCAAAUCCAGUUAGACAACCAAGCACUUUACCAAGAAAAUACAGAUCUUAGAAAUACUCUUGAACAACUUCAUGUCCAAGAUGGUGCUAAUUAUCAUAAAGAACCUAAGGUUAGCCUUCUGGAUAAGUUCAAUGGGUCAAGAGCUAACUUUAGAGGCUUCUUGAAUCAAGUUUGCCUGGUCAUAUGCAUGCAACCUAAUCGUUAUUCCAAUGACCAAUCUCAAGUGGGACUACUUAGAAGCUUAUUUACUAGCCUAGUUUUGGCUUGGUUUGCCCUAUUAUUGAAAAAGCAAUCACUAUUACUCAAGGACUUUACAGAGUUGGUCAAAGAGUUUGAAGCAACUUUUGGUGACUCAGUCAAAUCCAGAACAGCAGCAAAUAAAAUUCAGAAACUUACCCAAGGCCCAAAACUAGCAUUAAGUUAUGCUUCUAAAUUCCAGCAAAUUGCUAGUGAUUUAGAUUAA